This is a messenger RNA of Pneumocystis jirovecii RU7, 1065 nucleotides long. RefSeq lists its product as uncharacterized. NCBI's taxonomy places the organism in Eukaryota, Fungi, Ascomycota, Pneumocystomycetes, Pneumocystales, Pneumocystaceae. The record is from RefSeq and is a predicted model, not a curated record. Gene Ontology annotation, molecular function: GTP binding; GTPase activity; G-protein beta/gamma-subunit complex binding. The coding region runs from base 1 to 1065 and encodes 354 amino acids. Gene Ontology annotation, cellular component: heterotrimeric G-protein complex. Gene Ontology annotation, biological process: G protein-coupled receptor signaling pathway. The transcript is spliced from 10 exons.
AUGGGAUGUUGUUUCUCGUGCACAUAUGAUCCAGAAACCUUGCGGUCAAGAGAAAUUGAGGCGUAUUUGCGGAGAGAUGAAGACCAAAAUGCACAGGAAGUAAAAGUGUUGUUGCUUGGCGCUGGUGAAAGUGGGAAGACGACGAUUCUUAAGCAAAUGCGACUAAUCCACAUGUCGGGCUUUACACAGGAAGAAAGAGAAUAUUAUCGUACAAUUGUCUUUUCAAAUAUGCUUCAGUCGAUGCGGCUGAUUAUUGAGGCAAUGGAGGAGUUUGAUAUUUGUUUUGACCGACCGGAAAAUGAACAAUAUUUGGACUUGCUACUACAAGACCGGGAGAUUACAGACCGGGAGAAUUUGCCUCCAGAGUAUUAUCGGCCGUUUAUUUCACUGUGGGAAGAUGCAGGAGUGACAUGUGCAGUUAAUCGUGGGAAUGAAUAUGCAUUGCACGAUAAUUGUUUCUAUUUUUUCGAAAAUAUUCAUAGAUUAUUUGAUCGGAAAUAUGUUCCUACGGAUCAAGAUAUUUUACGGUGUCGGUUAAAAACGACGGGUAUUACGGAGACGUGUUUCAAGGUGUCAGGAUUGAUGUAUAGGAUGAUUGAUGUGGGCGGACAGCGGUCUGAGCGAAGAAAAUGGAUUCACUGUUUCGAAAAUGUUACGGCAGUUUUAUUUCUUGUGGCUAUUUCGGGGUACGAUCAAUGUUUGACGGAAGACAAUGGCGCCAAUCAAAUGCAGGAAGCAUUGGUUUUGUUUGAUUCGAUUUGCAAUUCUCAAUGGUUUAUUAAUACGUCUAUUAUACUUUUUUUGAAUAAAAUCGACCUUUUUAAGGUUAAGCUUCACGUUUCUUUGAUUUCAAAUUACUUCCCGGACUUCAAUAGUGAUAACCAAAGUGAUUAUCGUGCUUCUUGUCUUUUUUUCCGGCAGAAAUUCCUGAAACUUAAUAGGAAUCAUCAAAAAACAAUUUAUACGCAUUUUACAAAUGCGACGGAUACUACCCUUUUAAAGAAUGUUAUGGUUUCUGUUUCAGACAUUAUAUUUAACCAAAAUUUGCAAAACUUGAUGCUUUAG